AUGUCUCCAACCCGAAACGAGCCCAUUGCCAUUGUUGGGAGCGGGUGUCGCUUCCCAGGCGGCUCAACGUCAACUUCCAAACUCUGGGACCUGCUGCACAAUCCAAGAGAUGUUUCUCAGGAAAUUGGAACAGGGGGAUUUAACCUUGAUCGAUUUUAUCACAAAGACGGCAAUCACCAUGGUACCACCAAUACACGACGAGGAUAUUUGCUGUCUGACGACAUCCACAAUUUCGAUGCGAAGUUCUUCGGUAUUUCUCCUGGGGAAGCUGAGGCUAUUGACCCCCAGCAGCGCCUUCUGUUAGAGGUCGUUUAUGAAGCAGUCGAGUCGGCCGGAAUCACCAUUCAGAAUCUCUCAGGUUCGGACACUGCAGUCUAUGUGGGCCUGAUGUGCCAAGAUUUCUUCACAAUUCAGGCGCAGGAUAAUAACUAUACUCCGACCUAUGGCGCAACUGGCUCCGCUCCUAGCAAUGCAUCUAGUCGCAUUUCUUACUUUUUCGACUGGCACGGCCCAUCUAUGACUAUUGAUACAGCUUGCUCCUCAAGCAUGGUCGCCGUACAUGAAGCGAUCCAGUCUCUUCGAAACGGCAGCAGUCGGGUUGCUGUAGCUUGUGGAACAAAUUUGAUGUUGUCCCCCUUUAUGUAUGUUGCGCUAAGCAAGCUCAACAUGUUGUCGCCGACAGGCCGAUGCCAAAUGUGGGAUGCAAAUGCAGACGGCUACGCAAGCGGCGAGGGUGUCGCUAGCGUUGUUUUGAAAACGCUCAGCGCAGCUAUCGAGGAUGGGGAUAACAUUGCAUGCAUUAUCCGAGAAAUUGGCUUGAAUCACGACGGAAGAACGAAGGGCAUAACCAUGCCCAGCGCCUCAGCACAGGCUGCCCUUAUACGAAGCACAUACGCCAGGGCCGGGCUAGAUCCGACCACGAAAUCCGGCCGUUGCCAGUUCUUCGAGGCCCACGGCACUGGGACUCCAGCAGGCGAUCCACAGGAGGCUGAGGGGAUCAAUAGAGCCUUCUUCCCAGAGUCUGACGCGACUGACGCGAUUGAUAAUGAGUUACUUGUUGGCUCUAUCAAGACCAUUGUCGGGCAUACUGAGGGCUGUGCUGGACUCGCAGGCAUUUUAAAGGCUUGCUUAUCUAUUCAACACUCAACAAAUCUUCCUAAUCUUCUUUUCAACCGCUUGAAUCCCAAGCUCGAGCCAUUUACAAGCCAUCUUCGGAUCCCUACAGUAUGUGAGCCUUGGCCCGAGCUGCCUGAAGGCGCGCCACGAAGAGCCAGUGUGAAUAGUUUUGGAUUCGGAGGCGCGAAUGCGCACUGUAUCCUGGAAAGCUAUACGCCGACAUCAUCGCUUGCAAAGCCUAUAACCAAUGGAUUUAAUCAACCCGACCCGUUGUUGAAUCCCUUUGUAUUCUCAGCCGCCUCAUUAAAGUCGCUGAUUGCGCUACUGAAGUCCACUUCAGACUUUCUGGACAACAAUGCUGGGGUCGACAUGUCCAGUCUUGCAUACACCCUGAGCACGAAACGCAGUGCGCUAUCUCGUAGAAUUGCAAUGUAUGCCGCUUCAGUCGAGCAACUUCGGGACGAAAUCAAGGAUAGACUCGACACCACAGCCGCCGAAGUGACAUCUACCCAUUCAGUAGUAGCCCUGUCGGCAGCGCCGUCAAUACUAGGCAUUUUCACUGGUCAAGGUGCUCAAUGGCCAACAAUGGGAGCAAAACUGGUUGCUUCGAGUUCAAUGGCGCGUGCCAUCAUGCGUAGCCUCGACCAAUCUCUCGCAAGCCUGCCGGCCUGCCACCGCCCAAGUUGGACUCUCAUGGACGAGCUUUCCGCCGACAAAAGACGACGUCACGUGUCGGCGAGGCGGCAUUAUCACAACCUCUGUACGGCUGUUCAGAUUAUCCUCGUUGACCUUCUUCGGGCUGCGGGCGUGAAGUUCCGAGCCGUUGUUGGCCACUCUUCGGGCGACAUAGCGGCCGCCUAUGCAGCUGGCUUCCUGGGUGCUUCAGACGCUAUACGCAUCGCGUAUUAUAGGGGCUAUUUCGCCAAACUUGCUGCUGGUCCAACAAGCGAGAAAGGAGACGCACCGCAAUGGUUCUCCAGCGUUUAUAACGCCAAAAUCGAGCCCGAAACAGAAAGCCUAGGCGGGCAGUAUUGGGUUGACAAUAUGGUGCAACCUGUACUUUUAUACCCUGCCAUCAAGACAUGUUUGACUUCGGUGGAAGAGACCAUCAAUUGUGCAGUGGAAGUUGGCCCCCAUCCUGCUCUCCAAGGACCAGCCAAAGAGUCAAUAAUCGAGGUCGUUGGACGAGAUAUCCCAUACUCGGGUACUCUGAAGCGGGGUGAUGACGAUAUGAAGGCAUUUUCUGAAGCCCUUGGAUUUGUAUGGACCCAUUUUGGUUCUGCCGGUAUUAACUUGGGUGCAUUCCAACAGAAAUGCCAGCCGCAUGCCGAAAUCAGGAUUAUCCAUGACCUGCCAUCAUACCCCUGGACAUACGACAUAAAUUCUUGGACAGAGUCGAGGACCGGAGAUGGGCUGACGGAAUCGUGGCGAUGGCGAAACGUUUUGAAUCCGAACGAAUUGAAAUGGCUCUCCGGACAUACUUUGCAAAGUCAGGUUGUGUUCCCUGGAACUGGUUAUAUUGGGCUUGCCAUGGAAGCGGCCAUGCAGAUAGCUCAAGGGAAGCCAGUCCAGUCUAUUGAUAUUUUCGACCUCGAAAUCCGCAGAGCGAUUGCCAUCCACGACACCGGUGGGACAGAACUGCUCGUGUCCUUUACCAAAGUGUCCCUUCUUGAGACUGCUUCGGACAAAAUCACCGCCGACUUCACUGUCUUCUCGACAACCGGCAAGAGUUCGAGUCAUCUGGCCCUAAACUGCUGCGGAAAUGUAUGCAUCACCUUGGGAAAUAACUGGAGUUCUCAUUUCCCAGCGAGAGUUCCACCGGUAACAAACAUGACCAAAGUAGAUGUGGAUCAAUUCUACCAGGUGAUGAGGGAUGAAUUUGGCUUUGGCUACGAAGGUCCGUUCAGAGGUCUGACAAACAUAUCGCGCAGAUUCGGGCAUUCGGUAGCGACAGUAAAAUGUCAUCCUUUUGAAGAAGGCGAUACGCCUCUUCUUUUUCACCCAGCAAUGCUCGACUCUGCUUUGCAAGGACUUCAAGCUGCUUUCAGCGCUCCCGGGGAUGGUCGACUUUGGUCUAUUGUCGCACCGACUUACUUUCGACGUGUCACCUUAAUCCCGGGUCUUUGCGGGGAAAACAUGACAGAAGAGGUGGCAAUAGACUGUACAAUGAAUGAUCCCGGUACUUUAGGUGGAGAUGUGGAUGUAUAUUCGGCCAACUUUGAACACAAGAUGAUCGAAAUGGAAGGCAUCAUACUUUCACCAUUUGCACCCGCCACGGUGGACGACGACAGACAUCUCUUUCAAGAGUCCUUUCUGUGCCUCGACAAGCCCGAUGCAGUUGCUGUCAAAGUAACGCAGACUGCAGAAGAGAAGCAAAAAUCUUCGGACGCGGAGCGUGCAGCCUUUUAUUAUCUCAAGAUUCUCCAUCUCUCCGUUAGCCCUGAGGAGCGUGAAAAGCUUCCAUGGUAUCGUCAAGCUCUGAUUCGAAGCGCCGAACGACGCUAUAACCAAGUGAAAGAGGGACAGCACAUAUUUGCCCCGCCAUCGUGGAUUAAUGAUACGAGAGAGGAGAUCUAUGAUAUGAUGGACAGAUAUGGAAACCAAGAUGCAGAUUUCAGGAUGACCAAGGCUGUUGGAGAGAACAUUCUCAAACCCGAUGUGUUAACAGGAGAGACCAAUAUUCUUGAGCACAUGCGGAAAGAUAUCGGCCUUGAGCAGUACUACACUGAGGGAAGUGGGUUCAAGUCGAUCAACGCCAUGGUUUCCGGAGUCGUUGCACAGCUUUGCAACAAAUUCCCUCACAUGAGCUUUCUCGAGAUUUGGGCAGGGACUGGUGGCGCUACCGGGGCUAUUCUAGAAAAAAUCGGCCAUUCAUUCUCGUCAUAUACAGCGCUUCCAAUCGCAAGCUAUAAGAUUGAAUUCAAGACUCUCGAUAUCACUAAGGACCCAGCCUCUCAAGACUUCAGUCCAAAUAGCUAUGACAUCGUCAUUGCUUCCAAUGUCUUGCACGCAACCGCUCCCUUGAAAGAAACCCUGAAACACACUCGAAAGCUUUUGAAACCAGGAGGCUUCCUUGUUUUGGUGGAGCUUAUCCGCAAUGACUCGAUGCGAGUUGGUCAGAUAAUGGGAGGUUUGCCAGGCUGGUGGUGUGGCGAGACAGAUGGACGACUCUGGAGCCCACUGCUCACUCUUGAGGGUUGGAACACACUUCUUCGAGAGACGGGCUUUGGUGGCAUCGAGACAAAUUCCCCCAUGCCGAUCCCCGGAGGACAACGGAGUAAUUAUUGUGGCGAAAGCACAGAAUGACCAAGUUCGCCGGUUGAGUAAACCCCUCAACUCAACACCAGACGUAGGACAAAGAAAAAGCUGUCUGGUGAUUUUAGGGGGCAAAAAGACUGUCACGUCGGAGUUCUGUGCGCAUUGUAUUAGU
Molecule: messenger RNA, 4546 nt
Organism: Hyaloscypha bicolor E
Lineage: Eukaryota; Fungi; Ascomycota; Leotiomycetes; Helotiales; Hyaloscyphaceae
Product: ketoacyl-synt-domain-containing protein
Exons: 7
Coding region: 1-4422 (1473 amino acids)
Biological process (GO): secondary metabolite biosynthetic process; fatty acid biosynthetic process
Molecular function (GO): 3-oxoacyl-[acyl-carrier-protein] synthase activity; fatty acid synthase activity
Source: RefSeq, a predicted model, not a curated record